Messenger RNA from Venustampulla echinocandica, 3120 nucleotides. RefSeq lists its product as uncharacterized. Lineage: Eukaryota; Fungi; Ascomycota; Leotiomycetes; Helotiales; Pleuroascaceae. The record is from RefSeq and is a predicted model, not a curated record. The transcript is spliced from 3 exons. The coding region runs from base 1 to 3120 and encodes 1039 amino acids. Gene Ontology annotation, molecular function: protein binding; ADP binding.
AUGGGCAUUACACUUCUUUAUCCCACGGAGGAGAAGGAGCAGGAUAUUGACUUGAAUGCAAGUCUUAGUCUAGACAUAAUCGCAAUCCAUGGCCUGGGCGGCAAUCCCAUGGCCACUUGGACCGAUCCCAAAUCCCAGAAGCUAUGGCUACGAGACCUCCUCCCCCACGACAUACCGCGAGCUAGGAUAAUGACAUUUGGAUAUGAUGCAACGCCCGCAUUCGAAAAUUCCGUAGCAGGAGUAGAGGAUCAUGCGAGGGACUUGCUUAGGUGUUUGAGGGAGAGGAGGGAAAGAGUCAAGGAAAUAAACCGCCCCAUAAUCUUCAUCGGCCAUUCUCUAGGAGGUAUUGUCAUUAAACAGGCACUCAUCAUCUCAUCCAACUCUCCCGACUAUAUCCCACUUUGCAAAUCCACAAUCGGCACCCUUUUCUUUGGAACUCCUCACCGUGGCAGCGCUCUCGCCUCCCAUGGGGCAAGACUCGCACGCAUACCCACCGCAUUGGCCCUCAAGCCCGCCUCGCAACUCCUUCUAACUCUUAGCCAGGAUAGUCUCCAGCUCAAUGAACUGAUGGAGAAGUAUAAGCAGCUGAUGGAUGAGCGUCCUUACGACGUAGUGAGUUUCUAUGAGACAAAAGCAAUGACGGGGUUCAGAAAGCCAGUCGUCACGAAAGAAUCGGCAAUCUUAAGCUCACCAUCGAAAAUAUGCCACUGGGAAACCCCGAUCCCCGUCCCCGCCAACCACAGAGCAAUUUGUUGGUUCUCAUCCUCCAAAAACGACACCUACCAAACCGCUAUGCGGAGAAUCCAGAGGAUUCGCCAAGAUCGUACGACUGCCCAAGUAAAAAAUGAGUAUUAUACCUUGCCACAUAUGGUGAACUCGCACUUCACGGGACGCAAUGAUAUCCGUCGGCGUCUAAAUGAUAGCUUACUUCCUGAGAUAUAUGGGGGCGAGCGAGAGCAAUCGAGAUUCGUGCUAUAUGGCUUGGGUGGUUCAGGAAAGACGCAAAUUUGUUUGAAGUUCGCGCAGGACUAUAGGGAUAGAUUCUGGGGCGUCUUCUGGAUCGAUGCAAGCAGCACAUUGACUGUUGAUGAGAGCUUCUUCUCUAUUGCCCGUGCCUGCAAGAUCUCACCCCACAUGGAAAGUGUCAAGGAAUUCCUGUCCCAAAAGGAGCAUUGGCUCCUCAUAAUCGACAAUGCGGACGACCCAGAGAUAGACAUCUCGAAAUUCUUUCCCCGUGGAACCAAAGGAACCAUGCUAAUCACCACGCGAAAUCCCGACUUUGAGAAACAUGCCACGGUUGGCUCAUAUCAUGUGGACCAAAUGGAACCCGAGGAUGCGGUUGCGUUACUUCUCAAAACAUCCGCACUAGAAAAGAUGGAAGACAACCAAGAGAUGAAGAGCGCGAGGACAGUCACGGCAGAAAAGGUAGUGGAAACCUUGGGCUAUUUAGCAAUUGCGAUCAUCCAAGCUGGUGCAGUGAUCCGGCAACGAACGGUCAGUCUUAAUGGAUUCUGUGAGCUGUAUUCGAAACAGAAGAAGGAGCUGCUGGAAUCUGGACGGCCGGACUCAAGUAUCGACGAUAAUCGUUCAGUUUACACAACUUGGGAAAUAUCCCUUCGAAUGAUCGAAAAGAUAGGAGAGAAGCAUUCACAUCUUGCUCUAGAACUUCUGCGACACUUUGCUUUUAUGCAUUUCACGGGCAUCUGUGAAAGCAUAUUCGAACAAGCAUGCAACAAUAUAAAAGUUGUGAUGGAAAAUAUGGAAUAUCAGACGACCCCGUUAGUCGAGAUGAUGCCAUCAGGUUGGGACCAGCUGCUUAUGGGUCAAGCCUUGCGACUUCUGGCUUCAUUUUCGUUGGUCACUAUUGACGAUUACGGUAUCAUUUCCAUGCACCCACUUGUGCACCAGUGGACCCGAGACCGAAUGUCAGUCAAUGAACGAGAUCAAACAUGGAAGACAGUUGUCAGAACAAUGUCCAUGUCCAGCAACUUUGACGGGGGGGUCGUGCAACGUCGAGCACGGAAGAUUUUGUUGCCUCACAUCGACGCUUGUUUAUCUGAAGGCGACGACCGGCUCUUUGUUGAUGGGAUCGACUUGUUGCAUCGUCUGCAUGCAGCUGUAGUAUUUGGACAGGCAUAUAGAGAGAACAAACGUCCGGGGACGCUGGAUUUCACCCAGAAAACAUUCCAGGGCAUAGAAAGGCACUUUCCUCCGGGGAAUAUGUAUCAUUUCUGUAUCAUGCGGGGCCUGGCGGAAGAUCUAGAACGCCUCGGCCGGUAUGUCGAAUCUGUAAAGAUUCGAGAGAAGGUGUUGCAGAUACUUAGAAAGUAUUUCGAAUCCCCAGACUCCAUAUUACAGAAUACGACAUUGUGCGCCCUAACGUACACCUACAUUGAGAAGCACCAAGAAGCAAUCGAAAUGUGUGAGGGAGCUAUGGCUGAGUUUUCUGACGUGUUGGGCGAAGAUAAUAUCACCAUGAUAGAGAGUUUAGAAAUGAUAGGUAUGAUUAAAGGCGUAAUGUCCAGACCGAAGGAGGCACAAAAAGACUUAGAAAAGGCAUGGAAUCUUCGCAAAAAAAAAUUCGGCGAUGGCAUUGGUUCUAUCGAAAUAUCACCAAGUGGUAUGUUGGCAGAAGUAUAUAUUGCGUUAAAGCAACCUAAGAAGGCCCGAAUGGUAUAUGAACUACACAUCAACUUGGCGAAGGAAAUCUAUGGACCUAACGACCUCGGCACUGUCAAAGCAAUCGCAAGGAUGGAAGAUUUGGUUGUUUGGAAACCAUAUAGGACUGUUCGAUUCGCAAGACGACGGGCCAAAGGAAUCGCCUCUAUUGAAGAAGCGACCCGGGAAUAUCGGAAUCAUAAGGGCGAGACCUCUGUGUUGGCAUUGGAAUGCAUGGAGGCUCUUGCUUGGGACUAUUACAUCAGCGGUUGGCAUGAAAAAGGAAUACUUUUACAGGAGGAAGUUGUGAGACGCAGCGUGCAACAAUGGGGCAAGGAAUCUAGCACGUCCACCAGGGCCGUAAGCACACUUAAAAGGAUGCGUAUGUGGCUCGCCAUUCGGAACGUGUGUUACUGGUGGGUACCAAAGAGUCUUCUGGAUAAGGCGCGGUUGAGAAUCUAG